GGCGAAUUCCAUUGGGAGAACAGGAGCACUCAAAAGCACGCUGAAAGUGCUCUUUCCAGAGGCGGCGUGUUUCAGUGGUCGAACAGGAGUGGGAGAGCCGUCAUCCAGUGGUAGAACAAGAGCAGUUUCGCUGCGCCGAGAGCAGCCGGGAGCAGUCCGGACUGCUCUCGCCUGAAAAGCGGAGUACGGAGGAAGUCACGUGACUUAAACCGUCAUAUCCUCCUCAUUUUUUUAUUUUGGUUCAGCCGGCGAGCGCAGCGGUAAUGGCGGCGGCAAAGCGUGUUCGCCUUGAAGUGCUUGAGACGCUGGAUGAAGAGAGCUCAUCUUCAGAUUCGAGUUUGAGUUCCACGGACGACUCUAGUAGCGAUGAUGACGACUACGAAAUGUAUGCAGCGGCGUUUCAAGAGCUAUUUUCGCUGCCGGAGCAAAGACCGAAAGUGGAUUCGUACAUUGCAAAAACAGUGUCUUCCUACUCCGACGAGGAGUUCAAAAGAAAUUUCCGCAUUACACGGUCAGUGGCGGAACUCUUGGCAGCUGAAUUCGCCAAGUCACCGCAUUGCCCUAAAAAGAGAGAUCGCGGUGGCCUUCCUCCCAAAUCUCCUGAAGAACACAUUCUGUCCUUUCUUUGGUAUGCAGCCAACAAGGCUUGCAUUAGGGAUGUUGCUGGUCGCUUCGAAGUUGCAGAAAGCACCCACCACAGAAUGAUGAACCGGGUAACCUCAUUUCUCCUCGACAUUGCACCCAGUAUCAUCAAGUUCCCUAGUGACCUGCACAAGCUCGCUACUGAUUUUGAGCAGGUAUCAAGAUUCCCAGACACUAUUGGAUGCGUUGACGGCAGCUACAUAUCCAUCAGGUGUCCAGCUGGCAAAGUACGCUCCGUGUACGUAAACAGACACCAUUACCCAUCUGUGACCCUUCAAGGCAUAUGCGACAACAAGAAGAGAUUUCUUGACGUCAGCACUGGCGCCCCAAGUAAAAUGCAUGAUUCAAGAAUUUUCAGAAGGUCAAGGGUUGCUAAUCUGCUGCCACAAUUGUGCUCCAGUGUGUACCACAUAGUAGGCGAUGCAGCCUACCCUUUCAGAGAGCACCUCAUGACACCUAUUCGGGACUACGGAAACCUGGACUGCAGCGACAGAGCCUUCAAUGCAAGGUUGUCGGGAACGAGGGUCCUAAUUGAAAAUGCCUUCGGAGAUCUAAAGAAUCGCUUCAGGCAAUUGCACAGGUUGGACAUGUGGACAGUGGACAACAUGUCCAAGUUUAUAAUCUCAUGCUGCGUGCUUCACAAUCUCUGUAUUGAACAGGGAGAUUUGCCGGAGAACUUGUCACGAGACAUGUCCCUCAGCCUACAAACACCAAACGACAAUGACACUGGCCCUCCUGCAACUCAACAAAGCAGCGGCAGCAAUGGAUCCCAGCAAGAUAACCUUUUACGUGCCUUGGCUGGUAUCAAGAGAGCUCACUUGAUGGUGAAGAUGGGGCUGCGGAGACCGCAACCAUGAACUGUAGGAAUUCCUUGAAGAAAUUACAACAUUGUGAGCAAAAGUACAUGUAUUGGAGGCUCGCAGAAAAAUAAAAGCUAUUCAAGUUACCACCAUAUCACACACAAAAAAAGGCGCUGG
Messenger RNA from Dermacentor silvarum, 1619 nucleotides. RefSeq names its product putative nuclease HARBI1. The record is from RefSeq and is a predicted model, not a curated record. Lineage: Eukaryota; Metazoa; Arthropoda; Arachnida; Ixodida; Ixodidae. The coding region runs from base 264 to 1499 and encodes 411 amino acids. The transcript has 4 exons.